CUUUGGACUCCUGCUAAGUGUUGCUAGAAUCACAAUGCUGGAAAUAUGUUCUUGAGUGAUUCAUGUUAGACACACGUAAAGGGAAUUUACCGGUUAACGACAGAAUGAGAGUUCUGAUCGGAGGAGGAUCAGGGUUUGUGGGGCGGGAACUCACCCGUUUGCUGAAGAGCAAAGGUCAUGAAGUCACCAUCAUCUCCAGACAGCCUGGUCCUGGCAGAAUCACUUGGGCUGAUGUUGAAUCCAGUGGUCUCCCACCGUGUGAGGGGGCUGUAAACCUGGCUGGGGAAAACAUCAUGAACCCAUUGAGAUGGUGGAAUGACAGCUAUAAGAGGGAUUUGUUCUCCAGCAGAGUGGACACUACAAGAACUUUGGCUCAGGCAAUUAGCACUUCCUCAUUGCCUCCACAUUCAUGGGUACUGAUCACAGGAGUAGCCUGUUACAAACCCAGUCUCCAGAACCAGUAUACAGAAGAAAGUGAGUGGACAUCUUUUGACCUGCUGUCCCGACUCGUAGAGGAGUGGGAAGAGGCUGGACGUCUCCCUCAGAGUGUUGCUCAGAAAACCAGACAAGUGGUCAUCAGACCAGGUGCUGUAUUGGGCCGGGAUGGCGGAGCUAUGAAGCAGAUGCUGACCCCUUUCUGGCUGGGUCUUGGUGGUCCUCUGGGCUCUGGUCGUCAACCUUUUCCUUGGAUCCAUGUUUCAGACCUGGCUGGACUAAUCCUCCACGCUUUGGAGCCCUCAACAAACACCACACCCCCCUCCACACAACCAGAGGUGUUUAAUGGGGUAGCCCCAGCACUCAACACCAACUACGAGUUCACAAAGGAGCUGGGCCGGAUCCUGUGGAGGCCCACCCUGUUCCCUGUCCCAGGGUUCCUCAUGGAUGCCCUACUAGGCUCUGAAAGGGCAGUCAUUCUCACACAGGGUCAGAAGGUCAUUCCCAAGAGGACUCUGGAGUCUGGAUUUCAGUUUCAGUACCCAGACUUAGUCUCAGCCUUGCGGAAGAUCGUCAAAGGCUAGAAAAUCAAACGUACCUGGAUUAUUAGGUACUAUGUUAUGAAGAUCAUCAUUGCAGAGACUGCAGACGAUAUAUCAGAAGACAAUCGGUUUAUAUAAGCAAGCAAAAUUUUAAUUUAUAAUCACCAGAAAUUAAAUUUAUUACAUUAGUAAAUACAUAGCGCACACAUGGUCUGAUGUACGGUACUGUGCAAAAGUCAGAGCACCCUUUAUUUCUUUCAUUUCCAGUCAAAAGAUUUCUAAAGUGAUUAUAUAUAAGAAAAACUCAUUUUCUGAAAAUAGAAAACAAACCAGAACAGAAAACAGGGAGUGAUUGUGCACAUUGUGCACUUAAUUCCCAGGUGGUUGCUGUGGGUUUGCUAGAGGGUUAAUAUGCUAUUUUAAGUGACAGUUUUCCCUGUAGUUGCUAUGAAGUUGUUGGAAUGCUUGCUACACUAUAUGUCCAAAUAUUUGUAGACACCCCUUUCAGUAAAUGUAUUCAGCUACUUUAACUUGCAUAAAUUAUUGACACAUAUUGACACAUUUAUGUAAUUGGACUAUUCAAAUGCUCUCUCAUAUUUAUGACAUACAUUUCUUUUAUCUAAAUUUGCUGCAAUUUAUCAAAUAUAACUGGACUAUUUACGAUUAUAUACGAUUAUGUUCUAUAUAAUAAAAUGUAAAGGUUUGUAAACUAAGAACUAAUAAUAUUCAUGAUAAACUUGUAUCACAAAAUGUAUCACAAAACAAAAAAAUAUUGUCAUAUUGCCCA
Astyanax mexicanus (Mexican tetra) is the source of this 1764-nucleotide messenger RNA. It is a transcript of the gene sdr39u1, whose product is annotated as short chain dehydrogenase/reductase family 39U, member 1. The coding region runs from base 63 to 1019 and encodes 318 amino acids. NCBI's taxonomy places the organism in Eukaryota, Metazoa, Chordata, Actinopteri, Characiformes, Acestrorhamphidae. The transcript is spliced from 6 exons. The record is from RefSeq and is a predicted model, not a curated record.